Molecule: messenger RNA, 2032 nt
Organism: Octopus bimaculoides (California two-spot octopus)
Lineage: Eukaryota; Metazoa; Mollusca; Cephalopoda; Octopoda; Octopodidae
Product: calcium uptake protein 1, mitochondrial
Biological process (GO): calcium import into the mitochondrion; mitochondrial calcium ion homeostasis
Cellular component (GO): uniplex complex
Molecular function (GO): calcium ion binding
Source: RefSeq, a predicted model, not a curated record
GCAAGAAACGCGCCAAAGGAACUAAAUUACGUUUGUCACAUGUAAUCUCGCGAGAUUUGGCAGGGUUGCUGCGUGAUUUGCUAUUUCGGUCAAAGAACAAGAUGGAGGCUGGGUUUAAAUAACGAAAACAUUCGGAAUCAUGCUUCGCAUAUUUGGAAGUAGGCUGGUCCCUGGCACAUACUACAGGGGCUCAUUAGACUCCCUUUUGAGUUCUACAGCAGUAAAAACUUUAACAGCAAAUCAGAAAUGUCUCCAUGUAGCCACAAACCUUGAAUCUCAACCUGCAAAAUGGAAGAAAAUUUACUUAUUAAGAAAACUUCAGAAUAAUGAUCUUCUCCAUAUCCGAUGUCUUUCCAAACUCCCUACUAUAAAGAUUGUCAACCCUCUUAAGAAUUCUAGAGCUACUGAGUACCUUGCUACCAAUGAAUCUUCUGCAAAGUAUGACAAAAAACUUGAAUUUGACAACAAACUCCUAUAUUCAGCAUUUCCAGUCAAGCAAAAGAUUUCAAAAUCAACAGUUGUGUAUUUAUUAACACUAGGGUCAAUUUUAGCUGUUACUCUCAUAUAUGCGGAUGGAGAUGACAAACAUGUAGUUAAAGCUGAAGCCCCUCCUGAGGUAACUGAUAAGAACAGUUCAUCUGAGGAGAGUGAUGGUGAAGAAGAAGAUAAGAAGAAAAAAAAGAAGAAAGUUGGUUUCCGAGAAAGAAAGAUUGUCGAAUAUGAAAACAGAAUUCGAGCAUAUUCUACUCCAGACAAAAUAUUCCGUUAUUUUGCCACCUUGAAAGUACUUAAUUCCGAGACAAGUGAAUAUGAAAUUUGUAUGACACCUGCUGAUUUUGUACGCUCCAUAACUCCAGGAGUGAAACAACCUGAUGGUCUUGGUUUAGAUCAGUUCCGUAAAUUUGAUCCAAAGGAUGUAUCUGCAGAACUUGUGGAAGGGCUCGAGCAUGAGGAUUAUCCGGAACUAGAACUUGGUGAACACAGUAUAUUUUAUAAACUUGGACAAAGUGGACUAAUCUCCUUCUCUGAUUACAUCCUGUUGCUGACUGUACUAUCAACACCUCAACGAAAUUUUGAAAUUGCUUUCCAAAUGUUUGAUUUAAACGGUGAUGGUAACGUUGAUGCUGAAGAAUUUGAAAAGGUUCAGCAAAUCGUAAUGAAUCAAACUAGUAUGGGGAUGCGACACAGGGACAGAUCAACAACCGGGAAUGUCAACAAAGGGGUCAGCUCUGCUUUGUCGACCUUCUUCUUUGGUCCAGAUGCUAAGAAGAAGUUAACUGUUGAAAACUUCCUUGACUUCCAGCUACAGCUACAGCGAGAAAUCUUGCAAAUUGAGUUUGAACGGUUUGUUACUGAACCAGGACCCAAUGCUACAAUUAAAGAAAAAGAAUUUGGUGCCAUUUUGUUAGCUUAUGCUGGGCUUCCUGAUAACAAGAAGGUUCGAAUGUUAAAACGAGUCAAGAAAAGUUAUAAAGACCACUCCAAGGGUAUUACCUUAAAUGAAUACAUUGAUUUUUGGAAGUUUCUGAAAAGCAUCAAUGAUGUUGAUACAGCUCUAAGCUUCUAUCACCUUGCCGGUGUUUCAAUUGACAAAGAAACCUUGAAACAUGUUGCCAAGACAGUGGCUAAUGUCCAACUAACAGAUCAUCUUGUGGAUUUGGUUUUCACUAUAUUUGAUGAAAACAAUGAUGGUCAACUCAGCAACAAAGAAUUUGUGCACGUUAUGAAGCAACGAGUAAUGCGAGGGUUAGAGAAACCAAAAGACACAGGUUUCGUAAAAUUGAUAAACGCAAUGAUCAAAUGUGCAAUUUAUCAAACUACAAGCAUGUUUGAUUAGUCUUUUUACACUUUACAACAUUUAAUGCUAAUUUUGUUUUUCAGCUAAAACUUUUACAUUAAGUUUAUCUUAUUUCACCUUACAGUCCUAAAAACAUCACUAACAACUGCAUAUGUUCCUGCAUUUACUUUGUAAAUAACUUUAAGUUGAAAUAUGUUGAUUUGUUUAAAUAAAAACUUUUUACAAACAAGGAAA